CCAGGAGGGUGUACGCAAACGGCGUGACGUCGCCUCCAGUGACAGAGCUGCCGAACUGAGGCAGGCUGCGCGGAGGAGCGAGCCGGUGUUUGGCGGAAGGUCGAUGUGUUGCAGGCGAGACGAACAGGAAAGAGGAAUUCAUAAACUGUCUUGAUCAGCGGUGUCAGUAGGCCGCUGACGAGAGCUGUCGAUGGUUGGACCGUUACGCUUCGUCCCGGCUUCGGUAGACGUCGGCUGAACAGGGCCGCGCUCUCGGAACUUUUUCGGGGGCCGCCGCGGCCGCUCUUGUCCGGGCUUUGACCCCUUCGAGGGAGGGAACGAAGAGAGAAAACGAGAAAGUGAGAGAGACACCGAACGAAUCGAGGACUUGAAGGACUUGCGCUGUGUCCUGCCGUUUUCUUUAUCGUCCUAACCAGUCACUCUCGAGAUGGCCGUGGCCAUCAGUGCAAGGAGGUUCCCCCUGGGUGCGAGGACGUUCAGCGAGUUUUUGGAGAUUGCAACGCUGGGGACGGGCCGGAGCCGCUGCGCGCGAACCCGCGGGCGGCAACACCACAGAUAUCUGUCAUCCUGUGGCAUUCUGAUGACCAGAACUCCUCCCAGAAUCCUUUGCAGUAUAGACUCUGACUUGACUCUUCUGCACUGUAGAUCUUUCAUCAACUUCACGGGGCCUCUGACCAAUAAAAGAAAGGAGUACUCGGAGAGACGGAUAAUUGGGUAUUCUAUGCAAGAAAUGUAUGAUGUGGUGUCCAACGUAGAUGACUAUAAACAUUUUGUUCCCUGGUGCAAGAAGUCAGUAGUAGUUUUGAAGCGCUCGGGCCAUGCCAAGGCUCAGCUGGAGGUGGGCUUUCCACCGAUCCUUGAGAAAUAUACCUCCAUGAUCACAACAGUACGUCCCCACUUAGUCAAGGCUGUAUGCACAGACGGCAAGCUGUUCAAUCACUUGGAGACGAUAUGGCGCUUCAGUCCUGGUAUCCCUGGUUAUCCACGCACGUGCACCGUUGACUUCUCUAUAUCCUUUGAGUUCCGUUCCCUCCUGCACUCCCAGGUCGCUACGAUGUUCUUCGACGAGGUGGUCAAGCAAAUGGUGGCCGCUUUUGAGCGGCGAGCAGUGAAGCUUUACGGCCCGGAGACGCGUAUCCCACGGGAGCUCAUGUUUCAUGAGGUGCACCAAACGUGAGACUGGGGGAGGGGUGGGCAACCUGGAAGCUCAUCCUUCCCCCACCCCGUCUCACUCCUCUUCACCACCAUCAGCACCACCACUGCUACGGGCUCUGCGGCCUGCACCCUGCACCCAGCCGGAGGGUGAAGGAGUGGAGAGCAGAAAAUGGAAGACUCUGGUCACAUGGCCAUGCUGGACUUCACCACCGGGUUCUGUCUGUGUGUGGGCGCAGGUGAUGGGCUGGGGGGGUGGAAUCUGGGUGCAGGGUGGGCUACACACAAGGCCUUGGACUCCAGAGAUUUGACCAAAGCCUCUCGAUUUAUUAUUGAGCCCAGCAGGGUCUCGACGACACCAUCCUGUCCUCUUGCUGGAUUUGGGGUCCGACUCGGAUUUCCAAUAACACAAAAUAAGGAAGACGUCCUCAUCCCUUUACGCUGAUGCCUCAGCCCAGCCAAAAUGAAACACUGCAGAGGAGUUUGGGGGGAACAACCCGCUUUGGCGCCAUGCGUCGUCCCUCCCAUGAGCCUUUGCUCACACACACUGAUCUCUGGAACUCUUUCCGGGCUGAGGUUCCUCCGACACAGAUACCUGCAUGCGUCUUCCAAGCCGAGGGAGGAGCGUCGGCUGCGUGACUUCAGAUGGCGAUUUCCUUGCAUGCGGUCGCAGGUGACGUCAAGUGCUGGCACCUCACUGGGACGCGUUAUUUACUUGUAUUUAUUUGGCCUUUUUUUUUUUUUUUUUUGGUCGAGAUCAACAUUGCUGAAUUGUGAAAAGACAAAAAAGAAAAAUGUGUAGCCUGAUGGCACGCUAUUAGAGACUGUGCCCGCUGUGUGCCCUCCUGAGAGGGAGGGGUGAGGAGACACUCCGAGUACACCAGGUCUGUCACUGAAGGCCAACCCUCCAAACUGGCCACGGGCUGAAUCGCUGAAAGGUAGAUGGAGCAGAGAGAAUGGGCACGGGCAGGACCCCCCUAAACCCAAUGUGCUGAACAGGGGGCUUGACAGCCUGCAUUGCUCACCUGUGGACCAAGCCCACCAUUUCUAACCAUUUCAUUCACAUCUGGUCACAGAAAGCCACUUGGUGUCCUUAUUAGCAUCGUGGACCAUGGGAGAUGGAGGUGGUGGGGCUGGUUUGGAGAGUGGGCACCACUGCAGCCCCCCCAAGAUGUUUUUGAGGGGGGGGGGCGCGUCACGGGGUAUACUUUGAAGACGAGCGUCACCUCUGUCACCAACUGACUUCCUACAGCCAUCUCUCUUGGCUUCUCCCCCCCGCCCCUUGUUAAAGUGCCCCCCACUCCACAUUCCCAUUCCCUCCAGUUGGGCAGUUGUAGGGUGGGCUGCUAAACCCAAGUUGUCUUCCUGUCCCUAUGCUGUUCUGGGGUGGGUUGGUGGGGUUUGGCUGUAAUCGAAUGACUUCUUGCAGUUUGGAGGCUUUGGCCCGGCUGGCCUGGUGCUGCUCCUCUCUCUCUCAGGACCAUGGGGGUACAGCGGGGGGCUCCUGAUGGUGCUGACCUGUACGAUGUGUGUGUUUGCCUGUAAAUUGUCUGGAUGCGCAGAAAUAGACCAUAGUGGACUUUCAGGUUUGG
This is a messenger RNA of Polypterus senegalus (gray bichir), 2744 nucleotides long. RefSeq names its product coenzyme Q-binding protein COQ10 homolog A, mitochondrial. Gene Ontology annotation, molecular function: ubiquinone binding. Bases 428 to 1177 code for a protein of 249 amino acids. Gene Ontology annotation, biological process: cellular respiration; ubiquinone biosynthetic process. The record is from RefSeq and is a predicted model, not a curated record. The transcript has 5 exons. Lineage: Eukaryota; Metazoa; Chordata; Cladistia; Polypteriformes; Polypteridae. Gene Ontology annotation, cellular component: mitochondrion.